AUUUGCGGAAUCGAGUUCAGUCAUAGGAUAGCCCUGCAGUAGUAGCGGAAAUUCUUAGCAUAUACGUCUGGCAAGCAGCUUUUAAUACGGAACGCGAUUAGGUGUUGUUCGAAAUGUUUCUGAACUAGCAGACACCAUGAGGAGUAGGAGUAACUCCGGUGUUCGUCUGGAUUAUUACCAGCGCGUCGUCCAAAAAGUAAUUUUCUCGAACCAGGAUCCAAUAACUGGAUUAUUACCAGCAAGUGAAGAGUUACGGGAUGCCUGGGUCCGGGACAAUGUAUACAGUAUACUGUGUGUAUGGGGGUUGGCAUUGGCUUAUAGGAAAAAUGCAGACUUGGAUGAAGAUAAAUCUAAGGCCUUUGAACUGGAACAGAGUGUGGUUAAAUUAAUGAGAGGAAUAUUGAUUGCAAUGAUUAAACAGGUGCACAAGGUGGAAGCUUUCAAGUUCUCUCAGAAUCCUAAAGAUGCACUCCAUGCCAAGUAUAGUAUCAAGACGGGUGAUACUGUGGUUGGAGAUUAUGACUGGGGACAUUUACAGAUUGAUGCUACCUCCCUCUAUUUACUCAUGUUAGCUCAAAUGACCGCAUCAGGUCUUCAGAUUAUAUUUACUUUAGAUGAAGUAGAUUUUAUACAGAACAUGGUUUUUUACAUAGAAUCUUCUUACAGAAUAGCAGAUUUUGGUAUCUGGGAGAGAGGAGAUAAAACCAAUAAGGGCAUCCCUGAGUUAAAUGCCAGCUCUAUAGGAAUGGCGAAGGCUGCCUUAGAGGCUUUAAGUGAACUUAAUUUAUUUGGUGCUCGUGGAGGACCAGCCUCAGUUAUCCAUGUCUUGCCAGAUGAAACUGCUAAAUGUGCAGCUGUAUUAGAAUCCAUGCUACCCAGGGAAUCCAAAUCUAAGGAAGUAGAUGCUGGCUUAUUGAGUGUUAUUAGCUUCCCAGCAUUUGCAGUAGAUAAUGUAGAUCUUGUGAACAUUACAAGACAAACCAUAGUGGACAAAUUACAAGGAAACUACGGGUGCUGUCGGUUCUUACGAGAUGGUUAUAAAACUGUCAAAGAGGAUCCUAACAGGCUUUAUUAUGAACCUUAUGAAUUGAAGGUUUUUGAGAAUAUAGAGUGUGAAUGGCCAGUGUUUUGGUGUUAUUUAUUGAUUGACGGUAUAUUCCAGUCUAAUAGAACGAUGAUUUCAGAAUACAGGGAAGUGUUGAAUGAUGUACUUUAUACUUGCACUGAUGGAACUAAAGUUGUACCAGAAUUGUAUUAUGUAGAAAGUCAUUUAGUUGAAAAGGAAUAUAAAGAACCACAUAGUCAAGAAAGAGUAGCUGGUGGUAAAAUACCCCAAAUGUGGGGUACCUCAUUGUAUAUACUCAGUAGAUUAUUACAAGAUAACUUUUUACAAGUAGGAGAACUGGAUCCACUUAACAGGAGGUUUUGUACAGAACCUAAACCAGACUUAGUUGUUCAAGUUGCCAUAUUAGCUGAAGAUCCAGUAGUACAGGCGGCAUUAGGAAAGCAAGAUUUCUAUGUACAGACCAUAUCAGAUGUGGCACCGAUACAAGUUCACCCAGCAAGGGUUCUCAGUCAUCUCUAUUCACAGCUUGGCAAGAAUGAUCACCUUGGUCUCUCAGGUCGCCCCUCACAUGACAUAGGUCUUUUAAGCACCACCAAGAUCUAUGUCUUACGAGACCAGAUAUUUGUAUUUACACCUCAGUUUUUUGAUCAGCAUCAGUUCUACUUGGCAUUGGACAAUGAUCUUUUAGUAGAUAUGUUCAAGACUGACUUGGCCUAUUUAAGAUACAACUGGAAUGAACUUGGUCGACCCACUCUGACUAUGACAGUCACACAUAGCAUGUUGGAUAAGGAACAAAACCUUCAAGCAGCUGUUGCGUCUACUAUACGUAAACUACAAACUGGCUACACAAAUGGUGUAAGGGUCAAGCUUGGCAGGAUACAAGACUUCCUCAGCACAUCUUGUUAUUGUAGACUUACAUUCUUGGAAGGAACAACCAACGGCCCUGAUGACAGUGGUGGAGAGGAGAUUUCCAGAUACAUGGAAACUCUACUCUUUCCAACAUGUCCCAAGCCCAAUCUACCUGCCCCCAACAGAACUGAUAGUCUUGCGGCACCGGGGCCGGCUCGCUCAAAGAUGAGACGCAGGAGUUCAGUACAUGGAAUAGUACAGCGUACUAGAUCAGUACAUGUAGACCAAACCGAAACAGAAAUUAAAAUCCCUGCUCCUGGAACCUGGUCACCAACUCAUUCUCCCAGACUGCGACGUAAAAAGUCUGAAACCAGAGAGGUUGAACAUCCUGCCACUCGGCCAAGCUGGACAGAUGACCAGAGUGUGAUCAACAUGUACAAAGAAUUGGACCCUGUUGACCUGGUUGAACAGUUAAAGGACACCACAUCAUUGGCUGAACAGGCAGAUAUUGUACAUUAUCUCUAUGUAGCCAAAGGACCUAAGUGGGACACUGAAAUCACAGGACUCCCUGGAUGUACAGUAGAGAGCUUAUUGAUAGAACUUUAUUACAAGGCUGGUCACAUGAAACACUGGUCCAUUGUGCGCCAUACAGCAGGAAUGCUGGGUAAAAGAGUUGAAGAUUUAGCACAGGCAGCUACUGAUCUCAUUGUUAGACAGAAACAACUGACUGUAGGAAUGCCACCAGAACCAAGAGAGAAAGUUAUAACUGCUCCUCUGCCACCUGAUGAACUCAAGAAAAUCAUCUACACUGCAUGUGGUGAAGAUAGCAGUACAGCAGUACUCACACAGGAAAUAUUGUAUUACCUAGCAGCUUUCAUCAAGACUGAGCCAGCUCUGUUUAAUGAAAUGUUACGUCUACGAGUUGGUCUAAUUAUACAAGUCAUGUCAACAGAGCUUGCAAGGACUUUAGAAUGUACAGGUGAAGAAGCAUAUGAACAUCUAAUGAAUCUCAGUCCGUAUGAAAUAAAAUGUUUGCUUCAACAUAUACUGAGUGGAAAAGAGUUUGGUGUUACAAGUGUUCAUCCUACAAUUACAAAUCACAGCCAGGCUAGGCAGUUAUCAAUCAUAGGGUUACCUAAGGAAGAGAUAACAGGCAUUGCAAGAAUCAAACAUGAAGUCAAGACACGUAGGUGUAGUGUGAUCCAGCCAAUGUCACCACCCGGUACCAGCAUUGAAAAACUUGAAGAAGUCUUGCCAUCAGAAAAACAGGGUCAGUGGUUACGUAGGAGACGUCUUGAUGGAGCAUUGAACAGGGUGCCAGUAGGGUUCUAUGAAAAAUUAUGGAAAGUACUUGAGAAGUGUCAAGGACUGUCCAUUGAGGGCCACAUGCUGUGGCAGGGAAUGACAAGUGAAAUGACUGCAGGGGAAUUCAAGUUUGCCCUGAGUGUGGAGACUGUGUUAAAUCGUGUACCACAACCUGAAUAUCGACAACUCCUUGUAGAAGCAUUGAUGGUGAUGUCAUUGAUUGUAGAGAAUGAUUACGCUACAAAUCUUGGUGGUAUUAUUGCAGUUGAUAAACUAGUGUACGAGGCAAAUGAGAUAUUUCUCAAACAACAGGCUGAGGUUGAUGGUGAUGCCACGCUAUGCUGUGUACGUAAAGAUCCCUCGUUUGCUAAACCCGAUGUGCCAUUAUGCGGUGGAAGCGCUGGCAUCUGUCAACAUUUUUACGAUAGUGCACCGAGUGGACGCUAUGGUACCAUGACAUAUCUUGCAAAGUCAGCAGCCAUUAUGCUACAUUUCCAUGACCAUAAAAAUGACUGUGUCAUCAGCUAAGGAUACUGUUACAAGCAGUAAAUACCCUGUAAAUUAUAAAGUUACCAGUUGUAGACGAAAAUUUCGGUGUGUUUCGAAUCCCACCUAAGUAAUUUCUUUAACAUGACAGUAAUGUGUUUCUAAUGCAGAAAUAUGGUACAUGUACCAUAGUUGUUGUCAUGGAACAGGGAUUUUUUUAAACAAGGGAACAGUGGCGCAGCAGCCUCAUGCCAUGGCCAUGCAGCCCUGGGGAGCAGAUCCUCAGGCAACCAUAAAAUUCCGAUUGACCAGGGAUCACAUGUGGCCUCAGUCUUCAACUGUGACCUGUCUGAUAUUAAUUUUGGCCCCAAGGAAGCCAUUUUAACUUAAAAUUAUCAAAAACUCCACAUCCUGGUAGGGAGAACCCUAUCUCCCCCACUUGGUGGCGCCGCUGAAUUGCAGUACUCCAUCUUGCAGUUUUUUUCUGGAAAAAACCCCUGUGGAAGUAUGUAAGAUGGUGUGUAUGAAAGCUGUAACCUAUGUGGCAGAGGUUGCCAUAAAUUGGUAAAUUAGAAGCAAUAUUUAUCAGGUUCUAGCCAGCUUUUGUUGAGAAAUCAUUGUUCUGCAGUUGUCACAGAUACCUAUUCUUUCUUUUUAUACUUAAAUAUGUGUAUGAUACUGAAGGCUGCUACUAAAAUGAAGGAUUAUUAUUUGUGUUUUUAAUGGCACAUUCUCACUCUCUAACUCCCGGCUGGAUCUUUAUGCUGUAGUUAUCAAGCAUAAUGGUAGUAAAUGUUUACUGCUGUCUUACUGCUAUGUUUAGUUCAUAUGUAAAUAGUACAUUGAAUUGUGCUUUUUUUAUGUUAUUUUUUACAGUAUGGAACAACAAGAUACUUUUUUUAAUUUUUUUUUUAAAUUACCUACUGCACAGAUUAUUUUUGCAUUUAAUAAAGGGGGGGAAACUCAAUUGAAAUAUGAAUAGGUAUGCAUUCCAGAGGGGGCAAGUAAUUUGGUCUUGAUUCCUAUAACCUGUCAGUUCUCUUUAUCAAGCACUGCAAACAAUCCGACAAGUUCUGAAAAUAAAUUGGAACAACUUAAUUUGAAAUCUGAAUCUGUACAACCCAUUUUUCAAUUGACAACCCUCCGCCCCCCGCCUUGAAUUGUAUAAAGCAAAAUGAUUACCGUAUUCAUCAAUAAACUAGUCUUGAGUUCCGCCAUAACCUUGAAAACUCUGAUGUACAAAAAGUACCAAGCAACAACAAAAUUACACAAGCUAGAAAUAAAUCUCCCAUUUUUGCACAAAAACUGACUGAUGUCGCUUUAACUUGAAACUUGUUUAUUGAGUUUUAGUAAUAGCCUGUUGAUGUGUAUGUGUGACCUGUUACAUUUCAUGUAACUAACUGUACAGUACUUGAGUAAGCACCAUUUUCCUACCUCAUUGUGAUGUGUUUUGGGAAUCCUGCAGUUUUACUCUGAAUUGUCAGUCUAUGUGGCCCACUUAAACUUGUAUACCAUUAUUUCUUUGAUAUCCCACAAUAAAAACAAACAUAUACCUAGUCUUAAAUAAUGAAAAUACAAAAUUCACUAUGAAGUAAAAUCAAACAUAAGGAAUUUAAGUUGCCAGGAACUUGCAUAAAUAAUUAUUACACAUAAUUCUUUCAAUUUAAAUAUAUAAACAUAAUAUUUAAAUAUAUCUGAUAUUUUGGUGAUACACAGUACUUGUUCAUAUUGUUAUGGAACAAGUUAUACAUCUGUAAUUAGUAUGUCAUUGUCCAGUUCGAUUUUUUCUGAAACUAGACAGAUUAUUGUUGCAGAGAUUAAGGGAGGACUUUGCUGUGGUUUGAUAGAU
Messenger RNA from Saccoglossus kowalevskii, 5555 nucleotides. Its product is annotated as phosphorylase b kinase regulatory subunit alpha, liver isoform-like. Gene Ontology annotation, biological process: glycogen metabolic process. Gene Ontology annotation, cellular component: phosphorylase kinase complex. Gene Ontology annotation, molecular function: calmodulin binding. NCBI's taxonomy places the organism in Eukaryota, Metazoa, Hemichordata, Enteropneusta, Harrimaniidae. The record is from RefSeq and is a predicted model, not a curated record.